Branchiostoma floridae (Florida lancelet) is the source of this 1991-nucleotide messenger RNA. RefSeq names its product olfactory receptor 6C65-like. Gene Ontology annotation, molecular function: G protein-coupled receptor activity. Gene Ontology annotation, biological process: G protein-coupled receptor signaling pathway. The transcript has a single exon. The coding region runs from base 623 to 1984 and encodes 453 amino acids. NCBI's taxonomy places the organism in Eukaryota, Metazoa, Chordata, Leptocardii, Amphioxiformes, Branchiostomatidae. Gene Ontology annotation, cellular component: membrane. The record is from RefSeq and is a predicted model, not a curated record.
UCAAUAUGUGUAUAAAAGUUUGUAAUGAUUUUUGAAUACAACAAUUUCCGUUCUGUGCUCCUGCAUUUUUGACAAGGCUGUCAAGUGAUGUUUUCUGUUGUGCAUUCAAUAUUUUUGGUUCAAAAUCAUUGAAAUAUCGUUUAUAUAGACUGCUAUGUAUCAAUACUAAGUGUUUAGCUGCAUGUCAAGGAACUAUUGGUUGAAAACUCAGUUCGUUCCGUCCAAUUUGAUCAGUGCAUUAAUCUCAAAGGUAAGGAAUUUGAGAAAUUUUUGUGCAUGUCUUCAUGAAUAGGCAGGAAAGCAUGGGCCUGAUUAGAAACUGGCGGGGAUGUAUUAGGCAAUCCAGAUGGAAAUGAAAAGGUUUAUAAAAAUAACUGAGUGUGAGAUGUUGCUUGACAACCGCCGACAUCCAGUAUUCCAGUCUUCACUUUCAUUUGCGUCGACGUCAAUGCUUACUGAAUCUCGAACCUUCUCCCAGAACACAUUUCUGCUCUGCGCUGGCUAGCGAGGGGCAGAGGUUUCUUGCCUGAUUCCGAGGUUUGGCAUCAAACGGUUGACAAAUUUCUGUUGCAAACAGAUUUCCUCUCAUUUGUAGGCUCAGGUCACCAAAAAUACCAAAAAUAUGGCUCGAGAUGAAAGUAGCUUUGCCAUCAAUUCAGGGCACAAGUAUCGUGUCCUAUCCAACAGUACACUGUCUCUUGGUCUUCAGACAGCAUAUCUCAUCAUCAGCCUGGUGUUGGCUGUGGGCUGCAGCCUGCUCCUCAUCUACCUGGUCUACAAGAAGGACUUUCUCCAAAGGCCUCGCCACUAUCUUCGGUGCAACUUGUCAAUAGAUGACAUCAUCUUCACUGUCUUCAUGAUUCCCACAGAACUCUGCCUUCUCUUCAGUCAAGAUGCAAGCGUUGCUCAAGAGGCCUGCUGGGUCCAAAUGCUGGCAGGGCGAUUGUCAUCAUCAUCAAUGUUUGGCACAUACUUUCUGAUGGCAGUAGAACUGUACUACUUCAUCUGCCAACCGCUGCAUUACCAUGGCAAAGUCACCACAAAACGCGUCGUGUUUGGCAUACUUGCAGUGAGGGCCUUUGCCCUGCUGUUCGGGGCUGGAUCGGCAAUCAUCCAACGGCUGCAGAACUCCAGUGGUGGCCUACAUCUGUGUCACACAGACCCCAUCACCAGCACCAGCACUGCUGCCAUAUUCUCAACCAUUUUCUAUCUUGGGGGAGCACUGGCUGUCCUUGCUAUCAUCACAAUCUACUGCCUUGUCUUCAAGGAGGCCAGGAAACAGCAGGAGAGGGACGAGAACCGAAACCUGUGGCUCUGCCAGACCAAGGCCUUCAAGACGUUGGCACCACAUAUCAUAGUUCUGGCUGUGCAGUUGGCAUCCUUCAUAUUCAUGAUUGCCUUGGCUCGAGUUUUGUACCAUGAAGAAGAAAAAGGUGUCUCACUCCUCAUUACCUCCCAAGUAGCCAAGCUGAUCUACCUGACGCUUUCGUCUGUGGUCAACCCCAUCAUCUAUGGCUUCAGGCACCCAGAGGUCCGACGAGCUCUGAGGGAGCUGUGUGGCAUGACACAAAACGUGCAUGCAGCAAUGGCACCACCUCCUGUACAGCGAGGCCAGGACAUGGAGAUGGCUGUCUUCAGCGUUCCUGAUCGUGGGCGAUGGGCUUCGCGCCGGAAAUUCAGGCCAACACCAUCCUCUUCACAUUCACAAGGAGAGGGGCAGCUUGAAGAGGAGACACCACUUCCUGGUUCACCCGAAACACAGGGAAAAGAAGGACCCAGACAAGCACCCCUUCAAGGAUGCUGCAAAGAGAAGAAGACCCAACCCAGCCGACCCACGGUACUGACCGUACAGGCAGAGAUACACCCCAGCCCACCACCACGUCGCCAACACCACGGACAGAAAACAGUGUCUCCUGAACAAAACAAACAGGGUCCAGGGAUGGUGGCAACUUCCACAUCUCUACCAGAAAUCCACAUAGAUUAGGACAUCA